GGUUUUUUUUUUAGCAUCUGUGAAGUUUCAGAGGCGGCGAUGUGAAAACGAGGGAAUAACGGUUUUCUGAGGAGGAUUUUGAUUAUUUGAAAGGAUUUUCUGUAGAGAUAAAGACCAGACUUGAGCAGAAAGGAUGAUUUUAGUGACGUAUUUGUCGUUUUUGUUGAUAAUUUCGUCGGUGAGAGCAGCGAAAACCGAAGGCGACGAUGAGUGGGUUCAUCUUCCCAACAAAUGUGAAGUCUGUAAGUUUGUCAGCAUCGAGAUGAAGUCUGCGUUUGAAGAAACGGGGAAGACCAAAGCCGUCAUCGAGAGCAACUACAACUUCAUAGACGGGAAGGGGGCUCCGCCUGUCAAAUACGUCAAGUCAGAUCUCCGGUUCAUUGAGGUGGUAGAGAACGUGUGUCAGCGCCUGCUGGACUACAACCUGCACAAAGAGAGGACCGGCAGCAACCGCUUCGCCAAGGGCAUGUCGGAGACCUUCUCCACCCUUCAUGGUUUGGUGAAUAAAGGCGUGAAGGUGGUGAUGGACAUCCCCUACGAGCUGUGGAACGAGACGUCCGCCGAAGUGGCCGACCUUAAAAAGCAGUGUGACGUGAUGGUGGAGCGCUACGAGGAGGUGAUCGAAGACUGGUACAAAGGAAACCAGGAGGAGGACCUGACCACCUACCUGUGUGAGAAGCAUGUUCUUAAAGGAGAAGACGCAGCCUGUCUGCAAGAAAACUGGAGUUCAAAGAAGAAGGGGGACCCGGCGGCCAUCGCCGAGGACACGAAGAAGAAGAAGAAAAAGAAGGGGGGGAAGAAGGGUAAAGGCAGGGGGGAGGAAGAAGGAGGCGGGGCCGGCGGCCCUGAGAAAGAGAAGCUGACGAAGAAGAAGAAGAAGGACAAGGUGAAGAAGAAGAAGAAGGGCCAGGCUCCCAUGGAGAAGAUGGACGCAGGCGUGACGUCGGACGAAGAGUUCCAACCACAGGAGCCUCUUUCUGGGCUGAAGACGGAGCUGUGAGUCUGGGUCUCAGUCUGGUACCAGAACCGAGGUUCUGUUUGCCGAGUGAGAACUUUUCUGUCAGGUUUGAUGAUCAGAAAUUAGACUUUUAAAAUGUUUUCAGGACCUCCCUCACCUUUAACGACUCGGUACAAUCUUUUUACUAACUCCAGUUUGGUUUCAGUUUCUUGGAUUUUAUUUUGAAGUUUGAUUUUAUUUUAUUUUUUUUAUUUUUUAUUAAUUUUUUUGUUCUGUAGUGAAAAACAUCUUCAAUCCAAACUUCAUUCCACUUCAUUAUAAGAGAUGAAAAGCUGAAUUUCAGGAGACUUUUAGAUGUUGCAUUUGAGUUUGAGACUAACAGACUGUAAAACAAGACAUGGUUUAUUUUUAAAGGGGCAGUAUCAU
Austrofundulus limnaeus is the source of this 1384-nucleotide messenger RNA. It is a transcript of the gene cnpy3, whose product is annotated as canopy FGF signaling regulator 3. The record is from RefSeq and is a predicted model, not a curated record. The coding region runs from base 134 to 1000 and encodes 288 amino acids. The transcript has 6 exons. Lineage: Eukaryota; Metazoa; Chordata; Actinopteri; Cyprinodontiformes; Rivulidae.